CUGUCCCCUUUUCUUGGUUCAUUUGGAUGAGAAAAGUCCUCUUUUGCAAGGGGAGAGGAGGACUGACCGGGAUCUAAGAGAUGGGCGAUUUUGCAAAGCUAGACUGGGGCUGAGUGGCUGGCGAAUGAGUAAGCGCGAGAAGAGAACCGCGUGUUUAUAAAGUCAGAGGAGGAUCCAGCGAGAACCGCAACAUAUUGGUUCACGUCCCCUCCCCACCCCAAAAAGUAUAUACAGUAGAGUCUUCUUUCGUUUCGCCCCGUUUUUCGUAAAGAGAGAGAGAGAGAGAGAGAGAGAGAGAGACGCUUUUUUGCAAGCGUCGUGUUUCCUCUUGCAAAGCGCGCAGGGUGGGGGAUAGGUGCGAUUUUUGAAAAGAAAGACAGAAAAAAGUGUUGCUUGAAAUCUGAUCGCGCUUUUGCAAGCCUUGAAUGAAUCGGGUCGGGUUGCGGAGAGGAUUGGGUCCCCCUCCUCGAGGAGAUUCAGGAUGAUGACAUCUUCAGCUAGUCACGACUGAGAGGCUCUGCUGUCAAACUGAGUCAAACUUCUUCUUGCCAUUUUCUCCUCCAUCCUGCUCAGCUCUCUUGGAAAGUGGACCACACCCUUCUCCUCCCUGGAGAGCUGGUAGCCUCUGUAGUCAUGGGGCCUGGCCUAUUACUGGCAUCUCUGUUCUGUGUGUGCUUCUUGCUGCAUGAGGUGGAUUCUCUGAGCCUCACUGAGAACCCUAAGAAACAGAAGGCAGAGCACAUGCUCCGCAUUAAUGAGGUCAAUGCAGAUAACCCAGGAAUCGACACCUCGGAGUAUGUGGAGUUGUAUCACAUAAGUGGCCAGCAGACCUCUCUAGAUGGCUACUCCUUGGUCUUUUACAAUGGCAAGGGCAAUAUGGCCUACAAAGUCCAGGACCUCGGGGGCUUUUCCACCAAUAACCAAGGCUUCUUCCUCUUGGGGUCCUCUACGGUCAUUCCGAAGCCAUCGGUGAUCCUGCCUAACAACACAAUCCAGAACGGGCCAGAUGCUAUUGCACUCUAUUUUGGGGCAAAGAAGCUGCAUGAAGGAAUGACUGUCACCAACGAAGGGCUGGUGGAUGCUUUGGUCCAUAAGUCUAAAAUGAGUGACAGAGCAGAUGAGCUGGUCCGUGUUCUGACCCCAGGUGUGGAGCCUUUCCUGGAGGACCCUUUCUUCAGGACUACAGAUGAGGCACUGGAGAGAUGCCAAGCGACAGAUUCUCAUUGGUUCUUCCAAGCGGGUGCACCUACCCCAGCCAUGGAUAACCACUGCAUCCCUUUUUCUCAACUGAACGAAUCGGCCAUGUUGAUCAACGAGGUUAACAUCGUGUCGUCCCCUGGAGAGUUUGAGUUUGUCGAGCUGCAAGGCCGUCCUUCAACUCAAGUAGAUGGCUUGGUACUGGUGUUGAUUGAGGGGAGCACCCAAGAGAUUUACUUUGUGAUGGAGGUGCAUGGCAAGACAUCCCCUGAUGGGCUGCUUCUCCUUGGCCCAGGCCAGUUCAACUCCUCAGUUGACCUGCCAUUCCCCCAGAACACCAGAAGACCCCUCCUCAGGGCAGGUGCCAAUGCUGUUGCCCUGUACAGAGGGACCCCUGCCAGCUUUGCUGUGGGGGCUGCUGUGUCAGCAACAGACCUCCUGGAUGCCUUGGUGUACUCUACAGCUGAAAGUGCCGAUUUGAAACUGCAAGAUGUCUUGACUCCCGGGAAGCCCCUCUUCCAUGCAAGAGAGAGGUCCCAGCAAAAUGAUACAUCUGUGAACCGCUGUGUCUGUUGUUCCGUUGCCCGGGAUCCCUCCGUUUAUGCUCUCGGCAAGCCCACGCCUGGGCAAUUCAAUGACUGUCCCAAGAGACGCUUUGGGCAAACCAUUUCCUUCUGCCUUCAAGUUGCAGAUUGUCAGGAAGAGUCCCUGGAGAAAAGCAAGGUACAGAUGUUUUUGUCCCAAGCCCUGGAUAAACGAUGCAACUGUGGAGUAUCUCCUGCUUAUUUCAAAGAUCCUACUGUAGCCUGUCAGGGCCCACAACUGGUUUUCACUGCUUUCCUGACUGCCAGGUCGACAGAGCAACUCAGCAGCCUGCUGAAGGCCUUCUCGCUUCUCAUUGAGAGCAAGGAGGUGCUGCACUUUGGGAAAUGGAACGGAACGACGGUGAAGGCUUGCUUGAGAGAUGCUAACAUGACAGAUGGGCCUCCAGGUACUCCAGUGGUCGUGCCAGAAAGGACAACCAAAGCAACUCCCUUGACUGAGCUGCUUAUCAACGAAGUGAAUUCAGACAACCCGGGAGGCCGAGAGGACACUGAAUACAUCGAGCUCUUCUACCCCGGGGAAGCACCGUUUGCUCUCCAGGGCUACUGGCUUGUGCUUUACAAUGGGAAGAACAACUUGGCUUACAAGGUGAUAAACCUGUCGGGCUACAGGACCGACGAGCGGGGCUACUUCCUGGUGGGUAGCACUGGGGUGACCCCCAAGCCCCAGAUUGUCCUGCCUGACAAUACCAUCCAGAAUGGACUGGACGCUGUGGCUCUCUACCGCAGCAAUCCCAACGCCACCUACAAAAUGAACAUGCCCCUAACCAAUGUGGGGCUGGUGGAUGCCCUCGUCUACAAGGCCCGGGGCUCAGACAACGCCGACAAGCUGCUUGCUGUUCUUGCCCCAGGCCAGAGGGUCCUGCUUGAAGACGAUUCUCACAGCAGCCAAGACGAGUCCCUCAGCCGAUGUUACAGCCUGCGGCCGAGAGACCACAGCAGCUUCCAGGUGACAGAAAUGACUCCUUCCCAGGAAAAUGCUUGCCCACCUCCUGUCUCAAAUUCCACAGAGGAAACGCCCCAGAACCACUCAGUCGUAAUCAAUGAACUGGGCAUGGCCAACCACACCAUUCUGUACCGAUUCAUUGAGCUGAAAGGGAAUCCUGGUGUCAGCUUGAAAGGGUACACCUUGAUGUUCUUUUCCGGGCACAAUGCCAUACCAUACAGCACUAUUCAUCUGCAGGGCACAUUUGGAAGCAAUGGUUUGUUCCUCAUCUUGCCAGAAGGACAGUCCAAGACUAUCACGCCUCACGAGCAACGAGUGAUGCCCUCUGUUUGGAGCAAUCCCUCCUUGCAACAAGUGACCCAUUCUGUGGCACUCUCCAGGCAUGCUCUGAAUGGCACUAUGGAGGAGCACCUCAAAGAUGUUGCCGUUUAUACAUGGGAGAUGGGUACAAGCCAAGCUCAUCCUCGUCUUUCUGAACCGAUCCACUUUGUAUCUAGGGAAGGAAGCAGACCGCUGUCCUUGAGUCGCUGUCCCUCCUGCGACAAAAUCUAUGCAGUCUCUGACCCCACUCCUGCCUCGGAGAAUCACUGCCCACAGGAAUCUCUCUUCCUGAAUCUUGAAUUCUGCCUGCUGACCCCCAAUUGUUCCAUGUGGCCUCAGAACCCACAGAUGUUGGCAAGUCUCCAGCAAGCAUUAGUGAGAUCUAUGGAGGAGAGCUGCUUCUGUGGCAUCUGUCAAUGCUACCUGCACGGGGUUACGUUCACCUGCCUUAAUUCCACCCUGAAAGUCUCUGGCCAGGUGUGGGCCAGGUCACCUGAGCAGCGCCAGCGCCUCGUUCAGUGGCAUUCUCACUUUUCCACAAGUCCCCACCCCUUUGCUGUGGACGGAAAGCCCCUCAAAGCGAAUGCUGCAUGUGCAUCUCUGGGGAAAACAGCGCAGAGGUCUGAGGCUUCAUUUCAAGCCUGGGAGAUUGCUCUCAUUGUUGUGGGGUCCAUCUUUCUUGUACUGCUGUUAGCUGGAACAGCUUUCUAUUGCAUCAAAAGACGGCCUCAGAAUUACACGACCAUUGAGCUGAACGACCGCUGUGAGUUUAUGGCAGACUUCUGACUCUCCUGGGAACAGCCUUCACCAGGAAAAAGCUAUUUCUGUAACUGAUGAGAAGCAGCAAAAACCUCUGAAAAGCAGCUGUGCUGGUUGUCCAGCAAUUGCACACACGGACCAAGAAUGUAACAUUGGACGUUUGAAAGCCCUGGGUUUAUUUAUUGUUGUUGUUUGUUUACUUCCCAUCCUUACUGGGAGAUGCCUGAAACUUGUGUUUCCAGGACAUUUUCUGCUUUGUCUCCCCACUGCUCUUGUGUAUCUGGUGUGGAAGGGGGUGUUUUGCAGAUUUUCAUAGUGCACAGCCUUGAUUUUGCUUUGUUUUGUGUAUGCAGGGUUAUAAUUCUCUUCCAGCGGUGGCUGGUCCCCAUUGGGACUGGUAAAGCAGAAGGUAGGGAGGGCCAACAGUAGGUGGCGCUAGAACCAAUGGCAUCUUCCAUUUAAAAGAUCAGGUGCUGUGAAAGGCAUCUGCCAAGAACCUGGAGGGCUGCUGCCAGUCAAGAGUAGAAAGUACUGGGCUAGAUGGGCAGAGAGUUUGAUUUUGUAUAUGGCAAGGGCUGUGGGUCAGUGGUAGAGCACAUCUUAGCAUGCAGAAUGUCCCAGUUUCAAUCUCCAGUUAGGGCUGGGCGAGACCCCUGCCUGAAAUCCUGGGGAGUCACUGCCUGCCAGUGUAGACAGUAGUGAACUAGAUGGCCUAAUGAUCUGUCUUGAUAGGCAGCUUCCCAUGGCUGAGUCAGAGGCAAAAAACCCUUAGGAAAGGGUUUAUCUGUUGCAACAUUCAUUCUCCCCUAGAAGCAAACCCAAAGAUGAGUUGGGACACUUGGCACCAAAUGCAUAUCUCCUCCAUCCCUUUUCUUUACCUCCAUAAUUCCCUGCUCUGUAUAGGCCCCUUUUGAGCCACUAGUUUGCACCAGUGUUUUCCUGUUUGUUUGUUUGUAUCUUCAAGAUUUUAUAUGGUGCUUGUAUUCGCCCAUGGGACUGGAGAGAGCGAGGGUCCUGUGUUUUGAUCAGCUACUGCCCUCUGCUGGUCACCCCCAACUACAGAACCUGGUGUUUAUUAUGCUGCAGAAACAUUCUGCUGGUUCAGUAACGACUAACUUCACUGAUGGACGCGGGUGGUGUUGUGGGUUGCCGAUCAGAAGGUCGGUGGUUCGAAUCCCCGUGACGGGGUGAGCUCCCGUUGCUCUGUCCCAGCUCCUGCCAACCUAGCAGUUUGAAAGCACGUCAAAGUGCAAGUAGAUAAAUAGGUACCGCUCCGGCGGGAAGGUAA
Podarcis raffonei (Aeolian wall lizard) is the source of this 5113-nucleotide messenger RNA. RefSeq lists its product as uncharacterized. Lineage: Eukaryota; Metazoa; Chordata; Lepidosauria; Squamata; Lacertidae. The record is from RefSeq and is a predicted model, not a curated record. The coding region runs from base 634 to 3852 and encodes 1072 amino acids. The transcript has 14 exons.